UGAUCGGUGAAUCUGAUUGGAUGUUAAAUGUGGUGUUUUCUGGACGGGGUUUGGUGCGGGUGGAUGUUAAAUGUGGUGUUUUGUGGACGGGGUUUGGUGCGGGAGGAUGUUAAAUGUGGUGUUUUCCGGACGGGGUUUGGUGCGGGAGGAUGUUAAAUGUGGUGUUUUGUGGACGGGGUUUGAUGCGGGUGGAUGUUAAAUGUGGUGUUUUGUGGACGGGGUUUGGUGCGGAUGGAUGUUAAAUGUGGUGUUUUGUGGACGGGGUUUGGUGCGGGAGGAUGUUAAAUGUGGUGUUUUGUGGACGGGGUUUGGUGCGGGAGGAUGUUAAAUGUGGUGUUUUCCGGACGGGGUUUGGUGCGGGAGGAUGUUAAAUGUGGUGUUUUGUGGACGGGGUUUGGUGCGGGUGGAUGUUAAAUGUGGUGUUUUCCGGACGGGGUUUGGUGCGGGUGGAUGUUAAAUGUGGUGUUUUGUGGACGGGGUUUGGUGCGGGUGGAUGUUAAAUGUGGUGUUUUGUGGACGGGGUUUGGUGCGGGUGGAUGGGGGAACACUUUCAGCUGUUGCACUUGCGCAUCGUUACCUUUAAGAUGUUCGGGGAUAAAAAGUGGUUUCAGCCGAACUCGACACCAUCUUAGCGGCGGGGACAGUUCGCUGCGUCCGGCCCACACGCUCCGGGCGACCGGGGACUGUUUCCAGCGAGGCACCGGUGCACCGCUCCGUCGCAGCCGAGCUGUGAGGAAAUAACGUCCGGAUGGUUCAGUAGAUGUCGGUUUCAUUAUCUGUCGGCCUAGCGAGCAGCGGCGGCGGCGGCGGGGGCGAGAGGGACGCGCCGAGCGGGGAGGAGGAGACGGGUCGAGCCGGGAGGAGGGAGCCACCAGCCCAUACCUUCCCUUUAAAGCGCAGAGGGACCGAGGGGGUGAAGAAGGGAUAAAAAAAGAAAAGGACGAGGAGGGAGGGCGAGGGCCCGAAAAAAAGAGAAAGAUGUCAUCCUGUGGAUUCAAACACCGAGGCGGAGCCACGGACCGCGGCCGACCAGCAGCGCUGUAGUUCGGGGACGAGCUGUACGCGACGCCGAGGCCUGGAGCGCGACAGCUGCGGCCUUUUCGGAGCUUUGGCAAAAUAAAGCAACGAGCUGCUGGUUUCCUCCAUUUUCUUGAUUGAAACAGUAAAUAACCUGCAUGUGACCAGUUAUUUAAACCAUUACAUCAUGAAACCUGCACAGAAGCGUGCAGUCAUUUAGACAAUAAGACAUCAGUGGUAAUUAGCUGGAGCUAAGUAUCAUUAGAGACAGGCCGCGGCUCCGGUUCUCUCCCCCGUGGACGGAGCUUCUCCUCCCGCCCCCUGUGAGCCCCCUGCCCGGGGAGCCGCUCUCCUGCAGGAUGGACACGUCCUGGAGCAACUUCCUCUUUCAGACGCCGUCGACUCAGAGCCAGCCUGAGACGCCUCUUCAGUCCGAGCUGCUGCCCGACCUGACGGGCUCGGCUCAGAGUCCUCCUGCCGAACACAUCGUGACGCCGCCGUCCACCGUGGACACGGCCGCCCUGAGCGAGGAGCCGCUGCCUGUGAAACCGCUCGUCAAGCCGAGCCGCCCGGCGCACAUCUGCUCCACCUGCAACAAGGAGUUCAAGAACAGCUACAACCUGCGGCGCCACCAGUCGGUGCACACGGGCAUCCGGCUGAAGGGCGGCGCCACCCGUGAGAAGGAGGAGGGGGGGAGGGGGGGAGGGAGGGUGGAGAAGCAGACGGUUCCGCUCUCCCUCCUCCAGCUCACCCUGCCCAUGCAGCCGCCUCUUCCCCCUCCCCCCACCGCUAACCCCGCCGCGGACACCCUCCCCCCGCCCGGUCUCCACGCCGACCAGGGGGGCCUGCCCGUCUCUGUGUCCAUCGCCCCAGCAACCGUAACCAUGGCAGCACUGCCUCCAGCCAUCCAAGCAGCUGUUGUUGUGGUCGGGUCCGUGGAGCAGAGUCCUCAUCCCCACCCCGGCCCCAACCAGGUGAGGAAGAACCACGCGUGUGAGGCCUGUGGAAAGGCCUUCAGAGACGUGUACCACCUGAACCGCCACCGCCUGUCGCACUCUGACGAGAAGCCCUACUCCUGCCCCAUCUGCCAGCAGCGCUUCAAGAGGAAGGACCGCAUGAGUUAUCACGUGCGCUCGCAUCAAGGCGCCGUGGAGAAACCGUACAUCUGUCCACACUGCGCCAAGGCCUUCUCCAGACCGGACCACCUCAACAGUCACGUUCGACAGGUUCACUCCACAGAGAGACCGUUCAAGUGCACGACGUGCACAUCAGCGUUUGCCACACGGGAUCGUCUCCGGGCUCAUCUGAUCCGGCACGAGGAGAAGGUUCCGUGUCACAUCUGUGGGAAGCUGCUGUCGGCCGCCUACAUCACCGACCACAUGAGGGUCCACAACCAAUCACAGCACCACGCCUGUCACCUGUGCAACCGCAGCUUCACCACACUCACCUACCUGCGUGUCCACGCUCAGAAGCACCACGGUCAGGAGUGGAAGGACAGUGGCGGGGCGCGGGGGGGUUUCGGUGGGACGGGGGCCGGGGGGGUGCUGCUCUGCCAACUGUGCGGCGUGCAGUGCAAGACGACCACGCAACUCCAGGGUCACAUGGGCACUCACGCCAACCAGGGCGACCCCGGGACUGACCCGACAAGCUCGGGCCCCGUGGGCACCACCAGUGUGGCGGUCACUGUGACCAGUGCUGCCAGCACAGUGGGACUGCUGGUAACGGACUGCUCCGGUAUCGCCCCUCAGCCUCACAGCUAGCACGCUGCGAGGGCUGGGGGUGGGGGGGGGGGCUGGGAGGCAGGGAAAUGAGGACACCCAGAGGAGAGGACUGGAACUACAGCAGCCAAACCAGAUUUUUCGUCCACUGCCACGUGUCCCUGAACUGUCCACCUCAGAUCCAGAACCAGAACAGGUCGGAUCCAAGAGGACAACACCAGGAGAAAUGUGUAUUUUUACUCACUUUGCUUCACAGUUUACUAUUUCUAUUGGUCAUCAUGUCGUGUUUUGGUUCUCACCCGACCUGCACAGCCCGUCAUGCUUUUGUAAAGUUGUUAGUUGUUUUUACAUCUUUUAUAUUCCAUGAACUCAGUGUUUGUUGUGAUGAGGAAACCGACCCGAGGACCUGGACAACAGGACUUCUCUAAUUUAUUAUUCAUCAUGUCUCCAGUCAGCUCGGUCACAUCCUCCAGAGCAGCGAGUUUCAGGAGCGACGUCGUGUACAAACACUUUUCUAGAGCUGAUGAAGACCUCAGCGUCUGUGAAGCUUCCUCAUGAACACUGACCGAGUGG
Pleuronectes platessa (European plaice) is the source of this 3308-nucleotide messenger RNA. It is a transcript of the gene maza, whose product is annotated as myc-associated zinc finger protein. The record is from RefSeq and is a predicted model, not a curated record. NCBI's taxonomy places the organism in Eukaryota, Metazoa, Chordata, Actinopteri, Pleuronectiformes, Pleuronectidae. Bases 1377 to 2777 code for a protein of 466 amino acids. The transcript is spliced from 8 exons. Gene Ontology annotation, cellular component: nucleus.